GGUUGGGCUAUUGCUGGCGGAGCUCCCACGGACGAAAACGUCAUUCGCCCUCGCGCCGCCGGUCCUCGACGCCGUCAAAGAACUGCCUGGACACACGUACACGUACACUUGUACAUACUUUCCUACUUACCUACCACCUUUGUCAGCAUCCCCAGAGACACGGCAUAAAGCUAGUCUUUCUUCCUUUCCCCACCGCUGCUUUUUUCCUGCCCUAAACCUCUCGUCAUGGCGCAACCGUGGGAUUACAUUGCCAAGAUCGUCUCUCUGGGAGACUCCGCAUGCGGCAAGUCGAGUCUAACCAUCCGGCUGUGCGAAGGCCGCUUCUCCCCGCACCACGACGUGACCAUCGGCGUCGAGUUCGGCUCGCGCAUCGUGCCCGUCGGCCCGCCCGCGUCGUAUGCGCUGAACAUCAACAACCCGCUGUCGCCUGCAAAGCCCGACGAUGCCGACCCGCCGCCGCAGCAGAAGCACAUGAAGCUCUCGCUGUGGGACACGGCCGGCCAGGAAACGUACAAGUCCAUCACGCGCUCCUACUUCCGCGGGGCCAGCGGGGCCCUGCUCGUCUUCGACAUCACCCGGCGCAACACCUUUGCCAGCGUGACGGCGUGGCUGCACGACCUGCGGCAAAUCGCCGAGGAGGGCAUCGUCGUGGUGCUGGUGGGCAAUAAGGCGGAUCUGGCGCCGUCGUCGACAGUGGCAGGGUCGUCUGAAGAAGAGCACCCACACGCCGACGGCGACAACAAGCGCCAAGUGACGCGCGAGGAGGCCGAGGAGUGGUGCCGCGAGAACAAGGUCAUGGAGUACGUCGAGACGUCGGCCAAGAGCGGCGAGAACGUCGAGCGCGCCUUCCUCGAGGUCGCCGAGCGCAUCUACCAGAACAUCGAGGCCGGCAGGUACGACCUCAACGACCGUCGCUCCGGCGUCAAGGGCCCCGGCGCCGGCGGCCUCAACACCGCCCGCACCAUCAACUUGGGCAUGAACGACGUGGCCGCCGCCAGCCGAGGCGCUUCCGCCGGAGGAUGCUGUUGAUGACGAGUCACGACCGCGACUGUGUAUAAUAAUCUUCUUCUUCGUCCUUUCUACUUCUUCCCUUUUCUUUUCAUCUCGCAAUUACGCAUUGGGCAUAUCACGGGCGUUUCAAUGGGUAGUAGGUACGUAGGUACUGUAGAGUCAGUCAGUGGGCUUUGGGGGGAAAGGGAGCACGCACGCACACGAAGCUAGUACAGUCGGCGCUAUCAUCACCAUCCAAGAGGCCUGCGCGUCGAUCCUAUAAUCAUUACUACUAGAAGCCAAACAAACACACAGACCCGCGCGGGUCGGUCCCG
Molecule: messenger RNA, 1325 nt
Organism: Aplosporella prunicola CBS 121167
Lineage: Eukaryota; Fungi; Ascomycota; Dothideomycetes; Botryosphaeriales; Aplosporellaceae
Exons: 2
Coding region: 226-1029 (267 amino acids)
Biological process (GO): regulation of endocytosis
Cellular component (GO): endosome
Molecular function (GO): GTPase activity; GTP binding
Source: RefSeq, a predicted model, not a curated record